UAUCGGUGUCGUCAAACGUCAGUAAAGAGCAGAUUAAAAUUUAAUGCGUAGUAAAAUACUGAUCAUAAUACUGAUCAUAAUACUGAUCUUUUCUCCACGUGAUCUUGUGAUAUCACACAUAGCACAGAACAUUACAGCAAUAUUGCUACAAUGUUCUGUGCUAUGUGGGAUGUUAAACAUUCUUGUCGAAACCGCAUGUGAAAUUAAUCCUUAUAUUUUGCAGGGGAUUAGCAUCUAUAUAUACAUACUAUUUUACAAACACAAGCUCUAGAUUUUUUUUUGUGAAAUCUUAGAUGAGAAAGUAAAAAUGAUCGUACCAACAUAUUUAUAGUUUAAAGUUGAAAUAGUUUGGCAUAUGAUUAUUAUAUAUUGAAAAGAACGGCUUCAAAUAAAUUGGAGCUCGUUAAUCGUAAGAAGAGGUCAGUAGUGCAGUUUAGCCGCUUGUAUAAGAGCAGCUCCAACAUCAGUAACUCCAUUAAAGUGGAUCAACGUUGCACGGUGUCACGAUGAACGUCGUAGUGAUACCGUUCUUCUUAGCGGCGCAUCUUUCUACCGAUGAAACGUGGGCGCAUGGACCGGAGUACACGUUUCAGGUCCAGGUGAACUGCACUGCGAUCCCGGAGGAGGGCAUUUACGGUAGUGUACGGCUGAAUUUGGAGUCGAAGCUGAUUUGCCAGCCGUUGAAGAGUGGUCACUCAUUGAGCUGUCACUUCGAGGACUCGAAGGCGAACAGUUUCGUCACGGAUAGUCUCGAUCCGUCGGAACUGGCGACGCCAACUGGACAAGUGAACCGACAACCAGCUUAUGAGAUUAACGAGGAUCAAUUUGAGAUCAAGUUCAACAAGCGAGGACUGGACGAUCUCGUAGUGAACGAGAACAUUCAGCCGCGCGAGCUUGAUAUGAUCAGGCUGAUUGUGGGUCAGUUGAGUGUGGGCGCCAUCCUCGAAGGCAUCGGCAAUGACGUGAUUUUUGACGCGAUGGAGAACUUUACCCAGGGCGAGUGUUACACAACUUUCAAGAUCGACAAGAAGCUUGUGGAUCGUUCGUUGUAUGGGAAACCAAAUUAUGCGCUCAGGCCGGUCUUUGGAUUGAGGGACGGAAAACUGGUGCAAAUACGAAAGAUCAGGAACCUAUACAUGUGCGCGCAUAAGGUGCCAUAUUUCUUCGGCAGUGCCGACAGCUUCCAAGAAGAAAGCGACAUUAUAUCUGACGCAAGUUUGUCGAAUGGACACAUCAUCAUAAUGUCGACAGAAUUCAUAUCCGGUACGUCGAAUGUGAUAACAAGGAGCAAAAUAAACGAAGAAGUGGUAACGACUCUUUACGAGAACGUACGGCUCAGGCUCGAGUCGAUCCAACCCGCGGAGAGCGAACCGCCAGCUGUGAAGGAAGCAGAAUCUGCUAGUAUCUUCAUAGGCAGAUGGUUAAUAGACAAUUCGUCUGAGGAAGAUAACUAAGAUACCGAGAACAAUUGCAUUAUUCAUGCACGAAUGACGCGUAUGAGACACGAAAUUAAGAAAUUCUUUUGUUGCAAAGUGUGACUUACAUUAAUUUGAUUCAGCUAUUUAUCAUGUAAAUUAGAGAUAUAAGUAUUCAGGUUGCAACGAUGCGUUUUUGCGUUCAACAAAUUACUAAAAAAUAUUAUUCUGUGUGAGUGAAUGGUAUUCGCGAUAAUUAUAAAUCAAACUGUAGAACUAUUAUAAUCUUAAUUAAUAAAAAAAGUGUUGUUAUGAAAGUGCCGUAUAUUUUAAUGUGCAAGAGUGUACAGUGAUAACAAAGUCUUAUUACUUGUAUAAUAUUGUAAAAGCGGUUGAUUUUAUGAGAAAAAUAAAAUAUUAUAUAUUAUAUUAAUAAAAA
Molecule: messenger RNA, 1854 nt
Organism: Formica exsecta
Lineage: Eukaryota; Metazoa; Arthropoda; Insecta; Hymenoptera; Formicidae
Exons: 4
Coding region: 507-1454 (315 amino acids)
Biological process (GO): lipid transport
Molecular function (GO): lipid carrier activity
Source: RefSeq, a predicted model, not a curated record